AGGGCUGCUGUGGUUAGAGCACAAGUACUGUUUGGAGUUUGUUUAUCUUCUUCUCCCUCUCAUCAACCCUACGCCAUUUUGCCAUUUCGUUCGGAGCUCCCAUGGAGGGCACGAUGCUCCUGCGCGCUCUCUCCUUCCCGGCUUCUUCCUCGACGCUUGCCUCCUCCAGGUUAUUCUUCCGCCAUGCCCACCGACUCGCUCGCCUACCGAAGCGGCAGCGGUUGCUUGCCAAUUUACAACAGCGGUCGCUUCUGAGCAGAAGAUUUCAAUUUGCAUCGUCGGUCGCUCGGCCGUCUAUCGAGAUGAAGAGAUGUUAUUGCACUCCGUCCGUCCGCGCCAUUGCCACGUCGUCUGCGCAGCCAGCGCCGGAGGUUUUGGGAGUGGAGGAUGAGGUGGCUGAGAAGCUAGGAUUUGAGAAAGUGUCUGAGGAAUUUAUUGACGAGUGUAAGUCUAGAGCUGUUUUGUAUAAGCAUAAGAAGACUGGGGCAGAGGUUAUAUCGGUUUCCAAUGACGACGAGAAUAAGGUCUUUGGUAUUGUUUUUCGAACGCCUCCAAAGGACUCCACAGGAAUUCCUCACAUUUUGGAGCACAGUGUACUUUGUGGCUCAAGGAAGUAUCCCCUGAAAGAACCAUUUGUUGAGUUGUUGAAAGGAAGUUUGCAUACCUUUCUCAAUGCGUUUACCUAUCCAGAUAGGACUUGCUAUCCUGUUGCUUCCACAAAUGCUAAGGAUUUCUAUAACUUGGUUGAUGUGUACUUAGAUGCUGUCUUUUUCCCUAAAUGUGUGGAAGAUGUCAAAACAUUUCAACAAGAAGGAUGGCAUUAUGAAUUGGAUGACCCCUCGGAAGACAUUACUUACAAAGGAGUUGUUUUCAAUGAGAUGAAAGGAGUCUACUCUCAGCCUGAUAGCAUAUUGGGCCGAGUUUCCCAACAAGCUCUCUGUCCUGAUAAUACUUAUGGUGUGGACAGUGGUGGUGAUCCUCAAGAUAUUCCGAAACUUACAUUUGAGGAAUUCAAGGAGUUCCACCUGAAAUAUUAUCAUCCAAGCAAUGCUAGGAUCUGGUUUUAUGGCGAUGAUGAUCCGGCUGAACGGUUACGUCUCUUAAGUGAUUAUCUAGACAAAUUUGAAGAAAAUUCAGCUCCAGAAGAGUCAAAAGUUGGUUGCCAGAAACUCUUCUCAGAACCUGUUAGGGUUGUUGAGAAGUAUCCUGCUUCUGAAGGUGGUGAUUUGAAAAAGAAGCACAUGGUGUGCCUUAAUUGGCUCCUUUCUGAAGAACCACUGGACUUGGAAACUGAGCUAGCCUUAAGUUUUCUGGAUCAUUUAAUGCUGGGAACCCCUGCUUCUCCUUUAAGGAAAAUUUUGCUAGAGAGUGGCCUAGGAGAUGCUGUUGUUGGAGGGGGCAUUGAAGAUGAGCUCAUUCAACCGCAGUUUAGUGUUGGAUUAAAAGGUGUAUCAGAAACAGACAUUAAUAAUGUGGAGGACUUAAUCAUCACUACACUAAAACAGCUGGCUGAAGAAGGCUUCCAUUCCGAUGCUGUAGAAGCUUCAAUGAAUACAAUUGAGUUUUCUCUCAGAGAAAACAAUACUGGAUCAUUUCCUCGUGGUUUAGCACUUAUGCUUCGAUCAAUGGGAAAAUGGAUUUAUGACAUGGAUCCUUUCGAGCCUCUAAAGUAUCAAGAACCUUUGAAGGCAUUGAAAGCUAGAAUAGCUGAGGAGGGCUCCAAAGCAGUCUUUGCGCCGUUAAUAGAGAAAUUCAUUUUGAAGAACCCGCACCGGGUAACUAUUGAGAUGCAGCCUGAUCCGGAGAAGGCUGCUCGAGAUGAAGCAGCUGAAAAAGAAAUUCUGGAUAAGGUGAAAUCUGGCAUGACCAAAGAGGAUCUUGCUGAACUUGCUCGUGCAACACAUGAGCUUAAGUUGAAGCAGGAGACCCCUGAUCCACCAGAAGCUCUAAAAUGCGUUCCAAGCCUUUCUCUGGAAGACAUUCCUAAAAGGCCUAUACAUGUUCCUACAGAGGUUGGUGACAUCAAUGGCAUAAAAGUCUUACAGCAUGACCUUUUCACAAAUGAUGUUCUAUAUGCUGAGGUGGUUUUCAAUAUGAGCUCUUUAAAGAAAGAGCUUCUUCCAUUAGUGCCCCUGUUCUGCCAAUCACUGCUGGAAAUGGGUACUAAAGACUUGGAUUUUGUACAACUAAACCAAUUAAUUGGAAGAAAAACUGGUGGAAUAUCAGUAUAUCCUUUCACAUCAUCAGUUCGAGGAAAGGAGGAUCCAUGCAGCCGUUUAAUUGUUCGCGGCAAAGCUAUGUCUGAACGCACUGAAGAUUUAUUUAGCCUGAUCAACCGCAUUCUUCAAGAUGUUCAAUUGACAGACCAACGGCGUUUUAAGCAAUUUGUUUCUCAAAGCAAAGCCAGAAUGGAGAAUCGGUUAAGGGGCAGUGGACAUGGCAUUGCAGCUGCUAGAAUGGAUGCAAAGCUCAAUGUUGCUGGUUGGGUCUCUGAACAAAUGGGUGGUGUCAGUUACUUGGAGUUUUUACAAGAUCUUGAAGAGAGAUUAGAAGAUGACUGGUCCGGAAUAUCUUCUUCACUUGAGGAGAUACGUAAAAGUUUGAUUGCAAAAACUGAUUGCCUAAUAAAUCUGACGGCUGAUGCAAAGAAUCUGAAUAACGCUGAGAAAUAUGUCAGCAAGUUUCUUGAUAUGCUUCCUAACCCUUCCUUGGCUGGAUCUACUUCUUGGAGCGGUCGUCUCCCUCCUAUUAAUGAAGCUAUAGUUGUACCCACUCAGGUAAAUUAUGUUGGAAAAGCAGCUAAUCUUUUUGAUGUUGGCUAUCAACUUAAAGGAAGUGCCUAUGUCAUCUCUAAAUACUUGAGCAAUACAUGGCUAUGGGAUCGUGUGCGAGUUAGUGGUGGGGCUUAUGGAGGAUUUUGUGAUUUCGACACUCAUUCAGGUGUGUUCUCAUACCUAUCUUACAGAGACCCCAAUUUAUUGAAGACACUUGAUGUUUAUGAUGGCUCAAGCAACUUUUUGAGAGAACUUGAAAUGGAUGAUGAUGCUCUCACUAAGGCAAUUAUUGGUACCAUUGGAGAUGUUGAUUCUUAUCAACUACCUGAUGCAAAAGGAUAUAGUAGUUUACUGAGGUACUUGUUAGGAGUCACAGAGGAAGAGAGACAAUUGAGACGUGAAGAGAUCUUGUCAACCAGGUUGAAUGACUUCAAAGAAUUUGCUGAUGUCCUUGAGGCCGUCAAGAACAAAGGUGUUGCGGUUGCUGUUGCAUCUCCUGAUGACGUUACCGCUGCAAACAAGACGAGGCCUGAUUUCUUUAAAGUGAAGAAGGCACUAUAAAAUUUUUAAGUGAGUGUUCACGUAUUUAUCACUGGAGAUAUAUUCCCCCUCUAUUCUUCGUGAAUCUACAUAUGUUGGAGGGGUUCAAAGGAAGCGAAGCCGAUCUCCAUGCUGCUCCAGGGGCUUCUCAUAGUCCAGCAGAAAAGAACUGCUUCACAACUUUUGGGCAUUAGUUCUAAAUCGAUUCGAUAAUAGGAGUUCUGUAAUACACUUCCAGCCGUACACAUUGGUAUUUGUAAGAAACACUUUCAGGAUAAUUUAUUCAUAUAAUUUGCAAUAUUCA
Molecule: messenger RNA, 3618 nt
Organism: Andrographis paniculata
Lineage: Eukaryota; Viridiplantae; Streptophyta; Magnoliopsida; Lamiales; Acanthaceae
Product: presequence protease 1, chloroplastic/mitochondrial-like
Exons: 19
Coding region: 102-3335 (1077 amino acids)
Biological process (GO): protein processing
Cellular component (GO): mitochondrion; chloroplast
Molecular function (GO): metal ion binding
Source: RefSeq, a predicted model, not a curated record